Owenia fusiformis is the source of this 3069-nucleotide messenger RNA. The record is from the annotation of a GenBank genome assembly. NCBI's taxonomy places the organism in Eukaryota, Metazoa, Annelida, Polychaeta, Sabellida, Oweniidae.
UCAGGUGAGCCUUGUCCAAGAAACUGUUCGAAGGACAGCGAUUGUGUUUUUGUGGAUAAAGUCCAGUCAUGUUUAUGUGUGCGGAAUCUGAAGCCUCCUAACCGUCAAGGAUAUUGUUCAUCUCAAGAUAUUCCGAGACAUCUUUUUAAAGCACAAGCGGAUCCCGUUAAUGCGGAGAGUACUACACCAAGGGAGACGAUAAUUCACAGUACCCCAAAUGGCAAUGAUACCGAAGACGACCCUCAAGGCGGGAGUGAAAAGGUGGCUGAUAGUAAUGAGUCUAAAGAAACGAUAGAUGAACAAGCAAGUCUACCACUAACGCUAGAUAACCGUAGUGUGUUACCCAGAGAAACGUUGAAGUUAAUUGGUUCCCUGGGAACGAAUAAUUCAAGGAACGCUACCAAUAGUAUGGGUGCACCAGUUUCUAUGGGAGCAGAGAUGUCGGCAAUCCGUGUGAUUGCGCCCUCUAUAGCUGUCAUUGGUUUCUUAUUGAUGGUUGUAUUCCUACUGACAAAAUGCAAACGUCGUAGAGUCUACACAACCAAGAGCGAGGUCGCUGGAUCUCCUAUCAGCUGGCUCAGGCGUCAUAACGGGGCAAUGAUUAUAGACGAGAUGCAGAAUGUUUGUAAAAACUCGAACUAUUACACAAAUAGUGAUGGUGAUGGGGAGACGAGGAUUGGCGUGGAGAUACCUAUGGAUCAGAUUACGCUGUUGGAAAGUAUUGGGGAAGGAGCGUUUGGAGAAGUAUUUAAAGGGGAUCUGCAGGACAACGAGGGAAUCGUGACGCGUGUUGCUGUGAAGGUGCUUAAAGAAGGAACCUCACAAGAAUGGUUUGAGGAUUUCCAAAGAGAGGCAUGCAUUACAAGUUCAUUCGACCAUGAAAAUAUCUUACACUUAAUCGGAACCGUAACAAGAGGUAUCAAUGGUGCCCCCAUGAUGGUAUUUGAGUUUAUGGAACUUGGUGACUUGGCAGAGCUACUCAGGAAAAAUGAUCCAAUAUUUGGGAAGGAAGAAGAUCGAACCCUAAAACAAACUGAUCUGAUUGACAUAGCUACUCAGAUUGCAAAUGGUAUGGUGUAUUUAACGUCAAGACAUUUCGUCCACAGAGACUUGGCAGCCCGCAACUGUCUCGUGGGAAGAGGUCUUCGCGUGAAGAUAUCUGAUUUUGGUAUGUCUAGAGACAUCUAUACCUGCGACUACUAUCGAGUCGGCGGAUCUCGAAUGCUACCAGUUCGUUGGUUAUCACCAGAGUGCGUUCGAUAUGGCAAGUUUACGACAGAAAGUGACACGUGGGCGUUUGGAGUGGUACUCUGGGAAAUAUUUUCUUACGGGAAACAACCAUAUUAUGGGCAUGGCAACGAGGAGGUGCUCCAUCUUGUUCAGGACGGCAUCUUACUUAACAAGCCAAUGACAUGUCCUUCUCCGAUGUACCACAUCAUGUUGUCAUGUUGGAGGUUGGAACCAAAGUCCAGGCUAAGUUUUACGCAUAUUCAUUCGCAGUUGGUAAACUAUAGCAAGAAAAUAGUGACCUAUCAUAGACUGGGAAGAGAGUCAGAGUUACUGGAGAUACAAGAGGACACUGACGUUGCAUGGUUGCUAAGUAACGAGCCACGACAGUCGUCACACGAAGAACAAGUCUAGAAAUGAUUUAUUCUUAAUGCAAAGGUUGUGUGUACCCGUGGAUUGACAGGUUGUCAAGAACGAGCAUUAUUGAAACUCGUUCAUGUUCUAAAUAUAGUGUACAAUAGGUGUCAGAGCAGCAAGUUGACCUAUAUGUUGUUUUGAAGUGAUUUACUGACCCGGGUUUACUGAAUACCCCGAACGCAGAGGUUAGUUCUAACGUAGAGGAACUUAAGAGUAUAGACGAAGCUGUUUCGUUUUAAGAAGCAAGGUCAAAUGAAUGCGAAUGGUAUCUACUGAACUAGAAUGUGACUCUGGAGUCUGAAUUACUACAUGUACAACAGAUAACAAUUGUAACCGUUAGGUGUUCUGAAGUCAUUGUAUUAUUAUUAAUGAACAGAAAGGUGGCUCUGAAGUAUGGUGUCCAUUGUGAGUGAAUUGAAUUGAAAAAAAUUGAAUUGAAUUGUGCACAGUAGUUGUUAUAACAUGUACUAUACAAUAUUUGAGUUGAUGAAUAAGUAAUGAUGUGUCUGUGACAUAAGUGAACAUUGUAAUGUUUAUUGUCCAGUCAGUUCCGGUGAACGCAUCAUGAGCAUUUUUGUAUAAAAGUAAAGUCCACACCAUCUGAAAUCAUACACGUGCGCAUCAAAAAUGAAUCUACGCAGUGAAAUCUGUCUUCGGCAGUUUAUUUAGAACCGUAUGUAAUGUCAUAAUUUACGUCCUAACACGCGUAAUUUUACAUCUGAACCGGGUAAUUCACGUAUACAAAGGCAUUAGAAACGCAUGUGAUCAUUGGGCAUGUUGGCCAACCAUAACUAUUAUCGCAUUUGUUAAACAACCAUGAUCUUGGCUAUGUCUCCGUGUCUGUUGUGAGAUUGUGUUAUUUCUUCCAAAAGUUUAAGCUUUUUAAGUUUGUAGGUUGUACAAAAAAGCAAUGAUGGUAUGAAAGAUAAAAAUCAGUUAAAUAAAUAGAUUAUUGUGCAUGUAAAUAUGAUGUAAUUAGUUUUAAAAUUAACAUGAGUACAUCUGGUACAAGGGCCAUUAGCAUAGAGCUGAUUGUUGAUAUUAUUUUGGUCAUUGUAAUGCCACUGUGUCAACUCAAUUUAAGAUAGAAAUUAAAGUAUAUGAUAAAUUGAAGUGUGCCAACACAAACAAAUGUAAUAUUACAUAAUGAAAUUAAUAUCUAAUUAGAUAAUGGGUGUCGACCAAAAUCGCAGUAAUUAUUCUUUGAAUGCACCUGUCCAAAGAAAUGAAAUAUUUAAUCUGGUGUCAUCACAUGUUAGGACGCUCCACAUAAGGUGAGAUGAAACUCUUAAUAAUACUUGGCCUAAUGGCCACGCUUGCAUACACGCAAGCAGAGAAUGCCACAGAGAGCACUCCCACAAGAAGAGGGCGUAUGUCCCGUAAACAGGACGACUACGGUAGCAGUAGUCACGGAUAUGGUUAUCA